AUGGCACCCCAUGGAGAGUCUUUGGCUAGCUCUUUCUCUAGGAAAAGCAACAUGUCAAAGCCACCAAAGCUUGCCUCUGAGAACCUUCAACGAACGGUCUCAGACAUCUCUUUUGAGCUUACCAAAGAAGAGAUCGAUGAUUUGAAGCUGCCACCAAUAUCUGAGGUUGAGAAUGCCAAGUGUGAGUGCUGUGGGAUGUGUGAGGAGUGCACACAUGAGUACAUAGACCGUGUGCGUGAGAAGUUCAAUGGGAAAUGGGUGUGUGGAUUGUGUGGCGAGGCAGUGAAAGAAGAGUUGGAGAAAAAUGGAGGGGAAAAGGAGGAAGCGUUGAGUGCACACAUGAGUGCAUGUGUUAGGUUCAACAAAUAUGGGAGGGCUUUCCCAGUUCUGUUCCAAGCUCAGGCCAUGAAAGAGAUGCUCAAAAAGAGCACUCUAGAUGGUAGAAGGGCUAAGUCCAUCAGCCCUAGGGACAAGGGAGGGCCAAAGAAAGGAGGGAUUGCUCGUAGUUCUAGUUGCAUUCCAGCACUUACAAGAGAGAUCAAUGAUAUCAAAAUAGUCAACUAA
Molecule: messenger RNA, 564 nt
Organism: Sphenostylis stenocarpa
Lineage: Eukaryota; Viridiplantae; Streptophyta; Magnoliopsida; Fabales; Fabaceae
Source: the annotation of a GenBank genome assembly